CUUAGAUCUUUCAUAUAAUAAGCUUGAUUUGGAUGUUGGAAAAGCUUUAGCUGAGGCUCUCUGUAAAAACAACACUUUAACUUCUUUAAGUUUUUAUGGAAAUUGCGACAUGAGCACAUUAGAAUAUGUCUUUCAUACAAACACUACACUAGAAGAAUUUUAUUAUUCGGAAGAUUUAGAAACUACUCAAAAUAUAGAAUCGGAAUUGGAGGCCUUGGAUCACUUGAAUCGCUCGUAUAGCUUGAUUCAGACAUCUAAUUUGUGCCUUACACUGUAA
Messenger RNA from Racocetra fulgida, 277 nucleotides. Lineage: Eukaryota; Fungi; Glomeromycota; Glomeromycetes; Diversisporales; Gigasporaceae. The record is from the annotation of a GenBank genome assembly.